CCUUUGAUCCUUCCUCUCACUCAGGCUCUUCGAAAACACUGUCAAACAGGUUUUUCAUCUCCUUGAACUAUAUCUGAUGUGAUAGUUUAGAGUUGAGUGCCUAUAUAAUAGCUACUCACAGCUAUAAGCUAUUACAGAAACUAGUAAACUGUAUACAAAGAUGGAUAACCUAGAGGUCAUUUUUAUUGAGUCGCAACCGGAGGAAACCAUAAAUCUGGAUUCUCAGCCAGACUCCGUGGACCUGUCACUGAUUUUUGAAAUUAAAACCCAAAAUUAUCUCGAGAGGAAUUGGGAUCCUAUUAAUGAGAUUAAAUGGGAUGAUGAUAGUGAGGAUGAUGACCUCAUGAUAUCAUCACAAUACAUUUUUGAGGAAUAUGUCGGUGAGGACUCCAUGACUGAAACGCCAUUCGUUUUGCCGGAUGAUGAUCAUAUUUUCGAUUUGGUCGAUGAUCAAGACUGCGGCGAAAGGGAUCGACUCAGGGAUCUACUUCGGGAUGAAGAUGACGCUGAGUUAAUAGCGGCGUUGGAAAGAACUGAGGCUGGAUUUAAAUAAGGCGAGAAAGCAUAUGUAUAAUAAAAAUAUUCGAUGUAUUUUUCUAAUCAUAAUAUUAUAUACAUACAUACAUAGGUAUA
This is a messenger RNA of Drosophila obscura, 633 nucleotides long. RefSeq lists its product as uncharacterized. The transcript has 2 exons. The record is from RefSeq and is a predicted model, not a curated record. Bases 161 to 553 code for a protein of 130 amino acids. NCBI's taxonomy places the organism in Eukaryota, Metazoa, Arthropoda, Insecta, Diptera, Drosophilidae.